Molecule: messenger RNA, 443 nt
Organism: Limulus polyphemus (Atlantic horseshoe crab)
Lineage: Eukaryota; Metazoa; Arthropoda; Merostomata; Xiphosura; Limulidae
Product: growth arrest-specific protein 6-like
Exons: 5
Coding region: 32-388 (118 amino acids)
Molecular function (GO): calcium ion binding
Source: RefSeq, a predicted model, not a curated record
CGUUUGGAGGUGAUCAAUGGUUAUUUAGAAAAUGGACGAAUACAAAAAAGUAGCUGAGGAAUGUCGAAUAGAUAAUGGAAAUUGUGAUCACACUUGUAAGACUUCUCCAAAAGGUUUGGAGUGUGAGUGUCGUAAAGGCUGGAGGUUAGACACUGACCAACGCAGUUGCGUAGAUAUUAAUGAAUGUCAAGAAAAUGCUAAUUGUGGCGCAGCAAAAUGUUUUGAAAUGCCAGGAAGUUAUAGCUGUCGGUGCCCAGAACAUGAAUAUAUGAUAGCAAAAGAACACACCGAAACGGGUGGAAAUAUACAGUUCUCCAUUAGAUGUAUACGAUCGGCUGUUUGUGCUCUGCCCAGCACGGGUACCAAACCCCGAGUUUUGGUGUCAUAAGCCAUCAGACUUACCGCUGAGUCACCAGAGCACCUUUGGCGGAGAAGAAUUGGUG